UGAAAGGUACAUCGUCAUCACGAAGCUCACAUGGCGGGAAAUUUGGCGUGAAGUUGUUUACAUUAUCCAAAGUCGGCACUGUUUAUACUUCAUAUUAAUAUUACUCAAACAUGUCGGAACUAGAUGCGCUGUCUCUGGAGGAAGAUGAAGAGGUUGAAACUAUGACAGCAGCUGAAGUACUUCAGAAAUUAGAAGAGGCAUGGUUAGAUGAGAAAUUCUCCCCUGACCUCCUGGAGGCAAAGACCGACCUUGUGGAUUGUAUGCUGGAGCAGAUCACAGCCAUGGAGGAGAACAUUCGAUCAGCCAAGAGGGGAGAUUUUAAAGUCAGCAUUCAUAGAAUGGAGAUUGACAGAAUCCGAUAUGUACUCAGCAGCUACUUGAGAUUAAGAUUAGAAAAGAUUGAGAAAUACUCCGCCUACGUCCUGCAAGCUGAAGCCCAGAGGAAGGAUGAUGACACGGCCUUGAUGUCGCCUGGCGAAUACACUUUUGCAAAAGAGUUUCAGCAAGGAAUGGAGACACAUUUCAAGACUUUAUCCCUGAGACACAUGCCGGCCAACCUACAAACACUAACUCCUGCGCAAUCAAUUAUACAGCCGAACCUUGACAGCUACGUGUUCCUGCGCGUGAAUGAGAAUACUGAUGGUGUGCUAGUGGAGGAGGAAACACUGGACACAGGAGAGGAGAUUGUGGACCUUCAGAAAAACGACCAGCACAUCAUGAGAUACAAACCCAUUGCUUCCCUGGUGGCCGCUGGAGCAGUCUCACUCAUAUGAGAUACUUAGACAUCUCAUUCAGGAGACACUGUGAGACAUUUCAUUCAGGAGACACUGUGAGGGGUCUCAUUCAGCUGUGAUGCUGUGAGAAAUCUUAUUCAGAUGAGACACUGUGAGACGUUUCAUUCAGGUGAUACUGUGAGGCUUUGAGACGUUUCAUUCAGGACACACUGAGACGUCUCAUUCAGAUGAGACACUGAGACAUCUCUUUCAGAGAAGACAUUAUGAGACGUAUCAUUCAUAUGAGACAUUGUGAGACGUAUCAUUCAGAUGAGACAUUGUGACAUAUUAUUCAGAUGAGACAAUAUUUAACAUUUUUCAUUCCGAUGAGAUGUUUCAGAAAUGUCUCACUCAUGAGACACUGAGAGUUAUUUCAUUCAGAAGGGAUGAGACAUUUCAAUCAGAUGGGACAGAGCAAGGUGUCUUGCACGUAUGAGACAGAGAGAGAGAGAUGUUUCAUUGUGGGAUAGUGUAGUAGCAGAACUAGGUUUCAAAAACAUCCUCUAUUACCUAGGGUAUAAUACCUCUUUUCUGCAGCAUUAAAUAUCCUGAACACAUUGAGCACCAGAACUUUGUUUCUUAUGUAAAGUCAACCACCUCAGUGGUCUAGUGGUAGAGCGUCCGCCCCAAGAGCGAAAGACCCGGGGUUCGAUCAUGGGCCAUAUAAUACACAAAGACAUUAAGAUGUUACUUCUUGUUACCCUGUCUGGUCAGCACAGAGUCAGUGUACUGUGUCUGAGAGGGGUAUUCAUGUUAAACUGCGGCAUGGUAUCUCAACGGGAUUGCACCAUAAAAUCGGCAUUAGUCUGGACUAGUACAAGCAGCGCACGCCGCUAUGUAAGUGCAGUACUCUUGCACCUGACGUUAACCUCACCUCACCUCAUCUCUUACGUGACGUGACGCCACUACCUGCACCUGUUUUAUCAGUAACUGAACACAUAACCUCUCGCUGUUGGCUAUUUUUAGCAUCAUGCCAUUUUAACUGAGCUCAGAAAGAUGCUAUAGUAACAGAUGGGUCCAGGCUAUUUCUUCUCAAAGGAUGGUGAUAUUCUUCACUGGACAUACAUGCUACACUGGACAUACGAGGGUUUGCUGCAAGGCAUAAGAAGCUUGUUCACUCAGUCCUGAUCAAUCUUCAUCUUGUCACAAUACUGGAACAACACACCACUGUCGCAUACUGGAAUAGAUAGUGCCAUAUUUUGUUUAUUAAACAAUAUUCACCUCA
Molecule: messenger RNA, 1998 nt
Organism: Haliotis rufescens (red abalone)
Lineage: Eukaryota; Metazoa; Mollusca; Gastropoda; Lepetellida; Haliotidae
Product: DNA replication complex GINS protein SLD5-like
Exons: 7
Coding region: 111-773 (220 amino acids)
Biological process (GO): DNA-templated DNA replication; double-strand break repair via break-induced replication
Cellular component (GO): GINS complex
Source: RefSeq, a predicted model, not a curated record